Ceutorhynchus assimilis (cabbage seed weevil) is the source of this 816-nucleotide messenger RNA. The record is from the annotation of a GenBank genome assembly. Lineage: Eukaryota; Metazoa; Arthropoda; Insecta; Coleoptera; Curculionidae.
AUGAUCAAAUUUGUCACUUUUCUUGCUUUUGCCAUCAGCCAAGUCCUAUCUGGCGCUGUAGAGGUCUUGCCCGCAGCUGCUGUUGCACCAGUAGUAGCCCCAGCUGUGGUAACAUCACGCAGCAGCCAAUACUUUACCCAAAACCAUAACGCUUUAGCUGCUCCUUUGGUUGCACCUGUAGCUCCUGUCGUUGAAGCUGUAGCGCCUGUUCCCGCUCGCAUUGAAGCUGUCGCACCUACUGCCGCAAGAGUUCAAGCUCCAUUAGCCCAAUACAUUGCACCAUCGUCAUCUUCAUUCAGUCAAGUAAUUCGCUAUGGCCAAUACGUAGCACCAGCACCAUACUUUGCUGCGCCCUAUUUAUCUGCUCCAUUAGUUCAAGCUCCAUUUGUAGCAGGAGCGGCACCUCUUGUAGCUAAAUCUGUGGUUGCACCCCUGGUAGCAAGAGGCCCAGUAGCUGUACCAGUUGCUCAACCAAUAGCUCCAGCUCAACCAGUGGCUACUCCUCAACAACCUCAUUUAAAUCCGGUUGUUCCAGCACCUAAUCCUGAUGCUGAAUCCGUGGAUAUCGAAUCAGCUAGACUUAGAGCGUUGCCUCAAACGAUAAAUGAGCCAGCCGAACAACAAAGACAGCAACUUCAACAAAGUUUCGCUAGACUGCAACAACAGCUUAGAGCUCAACAAAAUCAGCGAUCUGCUCAAUCCCAACAAACUCAACAAGAAACUCGAGCUUCAGCUAGGAACCAGGCUCAGCCUCAACAACAAUCAGCUGCUCCAGGAUUUUUGAGCCAGGAACAAUUCAUCCAAGGGCCUUAUUAA